UCUGCACGUCUGCCAUUUGAUGGUUGUUCUGGUUGCAGUUUGUGGAGGCACCAGAGGGUCUGAACCUUGCCUCCCAUCAUGACCUUUGGUCUUCACUGAAGCUGAACAGGGAGACAGGUUAACUUCAUCUUUAAAAAUCAAUCAGACAGUGACCAGAAGGAGCCACAACAGCAAAGACCACUCCGGGGGCUUGCGUGGAACUCUCCCCUGGAUUUUUGAGGAGCAUUGUGUUGUCUGAAAUCAUAGUUGGCCAUGUCUCCCCCUGUAACCUCAGAUCUUGCCUACAUCCCUCCCGAUGGCGGAUGGGGAUGGGCAGUGGUAUUUGGAGCUUCCAUCACUGUUGGAUUUUCAUACUCCUUCCCAAAAGCUUUCACCAUCUAUUUCAAAGAACUUCAGGCUGCGUAUAAGGUAUCCUACAGCCAGAUCGCAUGGAUAACUUCCAUCAUGUGUGCUGCUACCUAUGGAGGGGGCCCUAUUAGCAGCAUUUUAGUGAAUCGUUUUGGCAGCCGGCCGGUGGUUAUAUUCGGAGGUCUGCUGUGUGGAAUAGGGAUGGUUUCAGCGUCGUUCUGCACCAGCAUUGUGCAGCUCUACAUCUGUGUGGGACUCAUCUCAGGAUUCGGCCUUGCUCUCAACCUCCAGCCCUCAGUGAUAAUCAUUGGGAAAUACUUUCUAAAGAGAAGACCAAUUGCCAACGGCCUUGCCAUGGCAGGAAGCCCUGUCAUGCUUUGUACCCUCGCCCCUUUGAACCAGUUCCUUUUUGACAAUUUUGGGUGGAGGGGCAGCUUUUUAAUCCUUGGGGCGAUUUUACUGAACUGCUGCGUGGCAGGGGCUCUCUUCAGGCCCAUUGGCCCAGCAACUGGCCCCAUUCAAAAAGAAGCCAACAAGGAAGUAAAGGAGACUGCCAAAGCUGUUGGCUUUUUGGCUGCAACAGAAGAGGAGGAAGACAAAGAGCGCUGUGCAAAAUUUAACCAAUACCUGGAUUGUUCCCUCUUCAAGCACAGAGGGUUCCUGAUAUACCUGGUUGGAAACGUCCUCAUGUUUCUGGGGUUUUUUGCCCCGAUUGUGUUUUUGGCACCAUAUGCCAAGCACAUUGGCAUUGAUGAAUACUCAGCAGCCUUCCUCCUCUCUAUUCUUGCUAUAGUCGAUAUGAUUGCCAGGCCCGCAACUGGCCUCAUUGCAAACAGUAAAUGGGUGAGACCAAAGAUCCAGUAUUUUUUCAGCUUUUCCAUUGCUUUUAAUGGUGCCUGCCACCUUUUGUGCCCCUUAGCGUCGGACUAUGCAGGGCUUGUCAUAUACUCAAUCUUUUUUGGCUUGGCAUUUGGUAUGGUUUGUGCCAUGCUCUUUGAAACGCUCAUGGACCUUGUUGGAGCCGUGCGGUUCACAAGCGCCGUUGGACUUGUAACUAUUGCCGAGUGUUGCACUAUACUACUAGGACCACCAAUUGGAGGAACACUUAUAGAUACCUUUGGGGAUUACAAAUACAUGUUCAUUAAAUGUGGAGCCGUGAUGGUCGUGGCAGGAACGUUUCUGUUCAUCAUGAAUUACUACAAUUACCGCAUGCUUGCGAAAGAGGAGAAGGCAGUGGGCACGAAGGAUCCUGAGCAUGGAAGGACAGUAAAUGAAGGGAGCAAUAACUGGGACAGCGAAAAGAUGCAGGACGGCCAGGAGCUGGAACCGUUGACAGAUGAACAAGGACUAAAGAAGGAAGUUAAUGGCCUGAGUGAAGCGUAAGCCUGUUGCAACAGGUUGAAUGGGGAAUUGGGGUUUGGGAGGGAGUGGGAGGGGUUCAUUUCUUCAAUUGACUGUUAACAGUGAAAUCAUUUUAGGCGUCUCAGGCCUUGCAAACCUAGCACUGCCCACUUACUCCCGCUUCGGGCAUGCAUUCAGUUGGCCUUUAGGUAAAACAGGCAACUUAAAGGGGUCCUGAGAACACACCCCAGGAGGGCUGUGCCAUGGCCUCUGAGCCAUUUAGUCUCCCUACUCGCCAUCCUUGGAUGUGUGAGGGGCAGGGGCUUCUUCCAAGCAGCAGUCCUGGGCUGUGCAGGGAGGCAGUCUAGCCGUAGCCUAACUCUGCCUUUGUCCUUUGCACCAGCAUUUGAUAAGACCCCGGAUUUGUUUUUCUAGUCUUCUCCUAGACAAAGCAGAGCAAAG
This is a messenger RNA of Gavialis gangeticus (Gharial), 2151 nucleotides long. Its product is annotated as monocarboxylate transporter 2-like. The record is from RefSeq and is a predicted model, not a curated record. Gene Ontology annotation, molecular function: monocarboxylic acid transmembrane transporter activity. The transcript has 5 exons. Gene Ontology annotation, biological process: transmembrane transport; monocarboxylic acid transport. NCBI's taxonomy places the organism in Eukaryota, Metazoa, Chordata, Crocodylia, Gavialidae. The coding region runs from base 253 to 1731 and encodes 492 amino acids. Gene Ontology annotation, cellular component: membrane.